Messenger RNA from Jatropha curcas, 2377 nucleotides. RefSeq lists its product as uncharacterized. The record is from RefSeq and is a predicted model, not a curated record. NCBI's taxonomy places the organism in Eukaryota, Viridiplantae, Streptophyta, Magnoliopsida, Malpighiales, Euphorbiaceae.
UUGUAGUUGUGGAGAGAGAGACACACAUACAAAGAAAUAGUCACUUUCUCCCUCUCUAUCUCUCUCUCUCUCUCUUUUAGUAUUUCUUCUUUGGCUUUGUUCAUUGCUAUCAUUAACAACAAAGGCAACAGACCCACACACUUCUUCCAAUUUUCUUGAUCUUUUAAUUCUCUCUUGAAAAUUUCAACUCUCAAUGAGCAGCUAAUAAGCUAAGCUAGCUGCCAUUAUACAUUUACUUCUUCUUCUUCUAUAAAACAGAGUCCUGUGUUUUUACAUAUAUCUCUCCGUGAUUAUUAUUUCUUGUUACAUCUCUGGAUCUUUUUCCUUUUUCUUGCUAUGAAAUCUAAGAUGGCUUUUUGCCCAAUUAGCUCAAAAAGAUGAUCUGACACAAUUACUCUACAGAUUUGAACUUUCUCCUUGUUUUUCUGAUCUGGGUCUUUUCACUACAUCCUCUGUUUCAUUACCAUUUUUGUUUCUUUUUUUAAUGUAAUUGAAGCAUUUUGCUUCUCUGAUCUGUUUUCUUCUUGAAUUCUUGAAUAUUAUAUUUGUGUGAUUCAAAAAAUCCGAUGAAAGAAGAGCAAGAAUUGUUCAAGCACGUAUGCAAGUUCUGUGGCAAAAGUUUUUCUUGUGGUAGAUCUUUGGGUGGUCACAUGAGGUCUCACAUGAUUAAUGACAUUUCAGCUCAAGCUGAUGGUACUAAGCUCACCAAGAAAAAGCUCCCAUCUCUGCCUACCAACAACGACAACAACAACAACAAUAAUAAUGGAGCUAAUUAUAGCAAUACUAUUAGCAUCGAAACUUCUGGUUAUGGUUAUGGUUAUGGUUAUGGGCUCAGAGAAAAUCCAAAGAAGACUUGGCGAAUUGCAGAUCAUUCAAGUGAAGAUAAUAGUUCUUCCCUUGUUGAUAAAUCUUGCAAAGACUGUGGCAAAAUUUUCCAUUCUUGGAAAGCUUUGUGUGGUCACAUGAAGUGCCAUUCACUAGAGAAAGAAAAAGUUUUGAACAAUAAUAGUAUGGAAGAGGAGCAGCAGCUGCAAGAUUCUUCAACUAGUGCUAAUAACCAGAAGCAGCUGGUUAUGGAUAGCCAAUCUGAUAAUGAGACCACUACUGCUGCUCCUAAUAGAAGAAAGAGAUCAAAAAGGCGAACCAUAAGGUACAUGGGGACUACAAAUUCUUCUUCGUUGUCAUUUGCUAAUAAUACUGCUACUACUACUAAUAAUAAUAAUAAUGCUUCGUCCUCUGUGUCUGAAAUUGAGCAAGAACAAGAAGAGGUUGCUAUGUGCUUAAUUAUGCUUUCCAGAGAUGUUGGUCAAUGGGGUGUCUUGAAUUCUGUUUCUGCUGAUUCUUCUGAUAACAACUCUGUGUCUUUUGAAACUAAUAAGAAUAAUCUUGUUACUUCUAAUCCUACUGAGACAGUGAAAGUUGAAAGCAGGAAAACAGAGUACUCUGUCUCUAGGAUUUCAAGAAAAGGGUUUAUCAAGAAUGAUGAUACAACCAAGAAGCCAAAUCAUGAUUACGAUGAAUGUAAAUUUGAAUUGGGAAAGAAUUUGAGCAAAGAAACAGAAAUGGUUUCAAAAAAGAGAAAAUUUGCGGAUUCAUUUGAUCCCGAAUUGAAGUCAGAAUACUUAAAGAAUUCUGAUAGAAGCAGUAGCAGAUUUGAGUGUACUACUUGCAAUAAGGUUUUUCACUCUUACCAAGCUUUAGGAGGCCAUAGAGCUAGUCAUAAAAAGACCAAAGGCUGCUUUGCUUCAAAAAUUGACAGCAGUGAAAAUAGCAUUGAAACAGAACAACUAUCUCCUGACAGAACACCAACAGAGAGAAAUAAACUCACAAUAAAAUCUGUCAACAAAGAAGUUUCUCUUGAUCAUCAAUUGGCUACAGGUUAUAGUGAAAACAAGGCAGAGACAAGUUAUGGAGCAAAGAAGAGUAAAGGACAUGAGUGCCCAAUUUGUCUCAAAGUGUUCCCAUCAGGACAAGCAUUGGGUGGUCACAAAAGGUCUCAUUUAGUGGGAGGUACUGAUCAGGCUAAAACUAACCAGACAAUUUCAAUUCAAGAACCAAUUCCACCAAUUAAAGACUUUCUUGAUCUUAAUCUUCCUGCUCCUGUUGAAGAAGAAAGCAAUGGGCUUGUUGGGUUUAAUUCUUGGUGGAUUGGAAGCAGCCACAAGCAUGAACCCCUUGUAGGUUUGAUCUCUAACUAAGUUUUCACUCUCUCUCUCUCUCUCUUCAAUCUUGGCCAUCCAUUGUUUUCAAUAAAAAGCUUCAAGAAAAGAGUGUAUAGAUUCAUUCAUUCUUUCAAAUAUUCAAGAAUUAAACAAGGUAUUAUUUCAUCUUAUAGUCUUUUGACUUAAAGAGUUAAAACCAAUGUUAAACUCUUAAA